AUGAGACUUCUCCGCUUUAUAAAGGCCACCCUUGCCGUCGCGGUAACCAAUACUUGCUUUGCUUUGUCACAGUCAGUCGACCCAGUAUCAUUCUCGGAAUCCACUUUCGACAUCAUCAUCGCCGGAGGCGGAACAGCAGGCUUAGUAUUGGCAAACAGGCUUUCUGCAACGUCUCUGCGUGUUGGGGUCAUAGAUGCUGGCCACUACAAUACUGCUGGUGAUCCCCUCAUUGAUGUCCCAUUCAGUCCUGGUUCCUUGAUCGACAAUCCAUCUGCCUCUGCCAUAGGCAAUCCUAACUAUGACUGGGGGUUUUCGAGUGUGCCUCAGAUAGGGCUCUUGAACGGCUUGGUGAUCGCAUAUCCACGUGGCAAGGUCCUCGGUGGUUCCUCAGCUAUCAACAACAUGGCAUGGCAGCGCGGUGCUCGCGCUGAGUAUGAUUCAUGGGGGACGACGCUCGGGAACGGCGCGAAAUGGACCUUUGAUGCCCUCGAGCCUUGCUUUGAGCGAGCCGAGAAUUGGACGUUUCCGGCAACCGGUGUCGAGGCGCUCGUUCCUGGAACGACUGCGAACCAAUUUUUGCCCCUAGCGUCCGUACACGGCAAAGGAGGACAUAUUCACGCCCGCUACGAUACUUUCGUCACCGACCUUGACAGAGCCUUUGCGUCCGCGAGCGACGCUCUAGGAUUUCCGCUCAACACGAACCCAGACAAUGGAAACACCACUUUCAUACCCCUCGCCGGAAUUGCUGACUCUAUUGACAUUUCCACUGGCAAACGUAGCUAUGCCGCCCCGGGAUACUAUAACGCGGAUGUGCGGUCCAGGAAGAAUCUAGUGGUCCUCAUGGGUGCUGUAGUUACUCGGAUCAUUUGGGACAAUACGAGCGAGAAAACUGGUAACGGCACCAUCAGGGCACGUGGCGUUGAGUUUACCGUCGGCAACAAGACUUAUGUCGUCAAUGCUACUAGGGAGGUGAUCGUCUCUGAGGGGACACUGAAGUCGCCACAACUCUUUGAGCUCUCCGGGGUUGGAAAUGCUACGCUGUUGAAGAGCUUGGGUAUUCCGGUUACUCUCGAUCUUCCACAGAUUGGAGAGAACUUGAUGGACCAUCUUCUUACUGCAACUGAUUACUCUGUCAAGAAGGGCGUGCUUACUCUCGAUUGGCUCACGAAUAACGCGACUUUUUUGGCGGAGCAGCAAAAGCUCUACAAUACCACAGGGGCCGGAGCGUUCACAUAUGCCACGAGGGUCACCGGAUCAUGGCCCGUGAAAGACCUUGUGUCGGCCGAUGAAUUCACAAGCAUGCGCGCAGCGCUUGACGCGGAGCUGGCGAACAUGACGCUGACGCCCCUUCAAAGCGCACAGUAUGACGUGCUCAAAACAUUAGUUGACAGCGGCAAGAUUGGUUGGGUCACGCCCAUCGCCUUGCCCAGGGGUGGCGUGGUGAGCACGCCGGCGAAUGAUACCAACUAUGUCACCCUCGCCGCAUUCCAGAUGCAUGAAUUUUCGCGAGGAUCGGUUCACAUCAACACUACGGAUCCCAACGCGGCGCCUGUCAUCGACCCGAAAUUCAUGUCGCUGAACUGGGAUCUCGAUGUUCAGGUCGCCGGCACCAAAUUCCUUCGCAGGUGGGCAGGCGCGGAGCCCGUAAGCAGCUACAUUGACCAGGCAAGCACGCCGCCCGCAAGUGUCGAAAGCGAUGCCGAUUGGGCCAAAUUCGUGCUCAGCUCGCUCGCUUCUAUAGCUCAUCCAAUUGGCACCAUGGCUAUGGCUUCUCAAACCCUAGGCGGUGUUGUCAGUCCCCGACUUAAAGUUUACGGGCUGGACAAUGUGCGAGUAGUUGAUGCCAGCAUCAUCCCCUUAACGGUGGGCGCGCCCAUCCAACCCACCGUGUACGCCUUGGCAGAGAACGCUGCUAUCAUGAUUGCUCAGGAUCUGGGUGUAUCGCAGGGCCUUCAGCAGUGUUAA
This is a messenger RNA of Heterobasidion irregulare TC 32-1, 1965 nucleotides long. RefSeq names its product GMC oxidoreductase 16 (gene gor16). The transcript is spliced from 12 exons. The record is from RefSeq and is a predicted model, not a curated record. NCBI's taxonomy places the organism in Eukaryota, Fungi, Basidiomycota, Agaricomycetes, Russulales, Bondarzewiaceae. The coding region runs from base 1 to 1965 and encodes 654 amino acids. Gene Ontology annotation, molecular function: oxidoreductase activity, acting on CH-OH group of donors; flavin adenine dinucleotide binding.